ACACAAAAGAGAGACGGCCGUUUCUCUCUCUCUCCUCUAUCCUCUCUCCCCUUUCCCAUCUGCAAUUGCACAAGCAAAUUCUUCGAAAGAGACGGCCUUAAAAUCUCUCUCUCUCAUUGUCUCCGUCGUCUCUUCACGCGUUUACUCAAAAGGUAUCAAUCAUUUGAGCCCGUAUAUAUGCAUGUAUUUGCGGUACACGAACAAUUACUCGCAGUUGUUCGGGUUUCUUUUAUUCUAAAGUAGACGGAAAACCAAUCCAUAAGUUCAUCUCACUUCCCAGAUUGAACUAUGGGUCAAGCCUUGGGUUGCCUUCAAGUGGACCAGUCUACAGUUGCUAUUAAGGAGCAUUUUGGAAAGUUUGAUAAAGUGCUUGAGCCUGGCUGUCACUGCUUACCCUGGUGUUGUGGGUACCAGGUAGCUGGGGAGUUGUCAUUACGUGUGCAGCAGCUUGAUGUUCGGUGUGAAACAAAAACUAAGGAUAAUGUCUUUGUUAAUGUGGUUGCAUCCAUUCAAUACCGUGCCAUGGCAGAUAAUGCAUCUGAUGCUUUCUACAAGCUUUCCAAUACCAAGGGACAAAUCCAAGCUUAUGUUUUUGACGUCAUCAGGGCAAGUGUACCAAAGAUGGAGUUGGAUUCUGCUUUUGAGCAGAAGAAUGACAUAGCAAGAGCUGUGGAGGAAGAACUUGAAAAGGCCAUGUCUGCUUAUGGGUUCGAAAUAGUCCAGACUCUUAUCGUGGAUAUUGAGCCAGAUAUUAAUGUCAAGAGGGCAAUGAAUGAGAUAAAUGCAGCUGCUAGAUUGAGGGUUGCAGCAAAUGAGAAGGCUGAAGCAGAGAAAAUACUGCAGAUCAAGCGAGCUGAGGGAGAGGCAGAGUCUAAGUACCUCUCAGGGCUAGGUAUUGCUAGGCAGCGCCAAGCCAUUGUGGAUGGACUGAGGGACAGUGUGCUGGCCUUCUCUGAGAACGUCCCCGGAACAACAGCUAAGGAUAUCAUGGACAUGGUGUUGGUCACUCAAUACUUCGACACCAUGAAGGAGAUUGGAGCUUCCUCUAAGUCCUCUGCAGUUUUCAUCCCACACGGACCUGGUGCAGUGAGAGAUGUCGCAUCGCAGAUCCGAGAUGGCCUUCUUCAGGGCCAAAGUGCUCAGGUUUAGCUUUUGAGCAAUCGUGAAGUUGGCGGUUGGACUUUCUGGUCCUUUUCUAUAGCCUAUGAUUGGGUGUGGUUGUAUGUCUUGUGUUUGGUUCCUUGUUAUUAAAGUGGUAAAAAACUGUAGGAUGUGAAUCCCGGGUAUAUGCUGCAGAUAUAGGUCAAAAUUGUGCAGAAGGAUGGCUUUUGAAUUUCGUUUCCGUUUGGAUAUGUUUUCCCGUAUGAGUGGAUGAAGUUUAUAGUAUUUCUUAUUUGAAGUU
Messenger RNA from Rhododendron vialii, 1402 nucleotides. RefSeq names its product hypersensitive-induced response protein 1. Lineage: Eukaryota; Viridiplantae; Streptophyta; Magnoliopsida; Ericales; Ericaceae. The transcript has 6 exons. The record is from RefSeq and is a predicted model, not a curated record. The coding region runs from base 289 to 1149 and encodes 286 amino acids.